Molecule: messenger RNA, 1399 nt
Organism: Scheffersomyces stipitis CBS 6054
Lineage: Eukaryota; Fungi; Ascomycota; Pichiomycetes; Serinales; Debaryomycetaceae
Gene: PRS5
Product: ribose phosphate diphosphokinase subunit
Exons: 1
Coding region: 1-1356 (451 amino acids)
Biological process (GO): 5-phosphoribose 1-diphosphate biosynthetic process; purine nucleotide biosynthetic process; ribonucleoside monophosphate biosynthetic process
Cellular component (GO): ribose phosphate diphosphokinase complex; cytoplasm
Molecular function (GO): magnesium ion binding; ribose phosphate diphosphokinase activity
Source: RefSeq, a predicted model, not a curated record
AUGAGAGACUUGGUCGUUCUAGGAGGCUCUUCUCAUCCCAGUCUUACCCGGACGAUCUGUCGUAAUUUGACGAUUGAACAAGGAGAAGUAUCCUCUCGAAAAUUUUCCAAUGGAGAAACCUCAUUAGAGAUCCAGGACUCUGUGCGAGAGAAGGACGUUUUCAUUGUCCAAUCCGGCUGUGGCGAUGUCAAUGACAACUUUAUCGAGUUGUUGAUCAUGAUAGCAGCCUGUAAGACAGCCAGUGCUAAACGGGUAACUGCUGUGUUACCAUUAUUCCCAUAUUCAAGACAGCCAGAUCUGCCCCACGCAGCUGGGUUGACUGGUGCCCCAUCAAUUUCGACUAAGAAAGAGCAGUACACCUACGAAAGUGUUCCUGGAACACCCGGACCUUUUGUAUCAAAAAAUAGCGACACAUUUACGAGUGAUAGCGACAGCCAUACACCUCCACCAACGUUAAAUUUAGGCGGAAAGUCGGUUUUCUCGGGCUUGAAGCCACAAGUAGAACGUACUCAAUCGUAUUCAAGCAAGUUCUUUACACCAAAGUCAAUUGUCACCAAUUCGGCAUCAACAAACUUGCCUCCUGUAGAUGCUUACGGCAAGACUGAGUCCGGCUACAAACAAUGGAUAGCCCAGAACGGUACUUUAAUUGCCAAUUUGCUUGUAACGGCUGGUGCUGACCGUUUGAUCACUAUGGAUUUGCAUGAUCCCCAGUUCCAGGGAUUUUUCAACAUCCCCGUGGACAACUUGUAUUCGCGUCCUUUGCUCAAACACUACAUUCUUGACUAUAUUCCUAACUACCAAGAAUGUGUGAUUGUAUCACCGGACUCUGGAGGUGCCAAAAGAGCCACUGCCGUAGCUGAUGCAAUAGGAUGUUCGUUUGCGCUUAUCCACAAGGAACGUAGAGCUAAAGUAGCCAAGAAUCCGCCUUCCACAGCCGCUUCUUCUAGCUCGGUGCCUAUGUCAGCCUCCAACACCAUACUCUCUUCGUCCAACACCAUGGUGGCCACGACAAUGUUGGUGGGAGACGUAAGGGACAAGGUGUGUGUUCUUAUCGACGAUUUAGUCGACACCUCGUAUACGAUUACUCGUGCAGCCAAGCUCUUGAAGGACCAGGGGGCCAAGUACGUAUAUGCUUUGGUAACUCAUGGUGUCUUUAGCGGAGAUGCCAUAAACCGGGUCAACAAGUCGGCCAUCGAUAAAGUGAUCACCACCAACUCGGUACCGCAGCUGGAGCGCAUGAAGGUGUUAGGCAGUGACAAGUUUGAGGUGUUGGAUGUGUCGAGGAUUCUUGCUGAGUCUAUCCGUAGAAUUCACAACGGUGAGUCUGUGUCGAUGUUAUUUGACCAUGGCUGGUAGUAUUUAUAUGUAGAGGUAACGAAAAUAAAAGUGAUUUAUAAAG